Molecule: messenger RNA, 2451 nt
Organism: Neoarius graeffei (lesser salmon catfish)
Lineage: Eukaryota; Metazoa; Chordata; Actinopteri; Siluriformes; Ariidae
Product: protocadherin gamma-A11-like
Exons: 1
Coding region: 1-2451 (816 amino acids)
Biological process (GO): homophilic cell-cell adhesion
Cellular component (GO): plasma membrane
Molecular function (GO): calcium ion binding
Source: RefSeq, a predicted model, not a curated record
AUGGUAUUGUUCUUUCUGAGGAUCUCUGGCGUGGCGGAGAAAAUGGCAGUGAUGUGGCACACGGUGUUGUUUUCUAUCCUCCUUUCUUCUCGCUCCGUGCUCGGGCAGGUCAGUUACUCCAUACCGGAGGAAAUGGUGAAAGGUUCAGUGAUCGGAAAUAUUGCUCUGGAUUUGGGUUUGGAAAUAAAAAGGCUAAAUUCUGGAAAAGCACGAGUUCAUACGGUGGACAGCGUAGAAUACAUUGCACUGAAUAAAGAGAGAGGAAUGCUCCUCAUCAAAGAAAAAAUAGAUCGAGAGUCGCUUUGCGCAACAAAGACUCCGUGCGCUUUACAUCUCCAAAUGAUUCUUGAAAACCCGAUGGAGCUGUAUACAAUCACUGUCGAAAUCACGGACAUCAAUGAUAAUGCGCCAUUUUUCCAAACAGAGGAAAUCAGGAUUGAAAUAAGCGAGGCUGCUGCACCGGGAGCGAGAUUCAUGUUAGAGAGAGCAAUGGAUGCUGAUGUCGGUACUAACGGACUUCAGAGCUACUCACUGAAACCGACAGAUCAUUUUGUGUUAAAACUGGAAACUCAUGGAGACGGAGGUAAAAAUAUAGAAAUGAUUUUACAAAAACCACUCGAUAGAGAAAAGCAGGAAACGUUUACUCUGUUAUUAACAGCCAUGGAUGGAGGUGAACCGGUUCUAUCCGGUACUGUACAGAUCCACGUUAAUGUUCUGGAUGCAAAUGAUAAUGCUCCUAUCUUUACUCAAAAAAUAUAUAAAGCCUCAAUAAUUGAAAACUCACCAACGGGUUCAACACUGACAAGGGUGAGCGCAUCUGAUGCUGAUGAAGGAACAAAUGGACAGGUGACUUAUUACAUUUCAAACACAGAUAAAAGUGUGAAAGAUGUGUUUAACAUAAACGAAGAUAAUGGCGAAAUCACACUCAAAGGACAAAUUGACUAUGAAACUAAAAGCCAUUAUCAACUUGACAUUCAAGCCAGGGACCAAGGAGGUCUCUCAGACUCAUCUAAGAUAACUGUGAAUGUCUUAGAUAUAAAUGACAAUAAACCAACUCUUGCUAUCCUAUCCAUGGCGAGUUCCAUACAAGAAAACUCCCCUAUAGGAAAUACUGUUGCAAUGAUUAACGUAAAUGACCCAGACUCAGAAGCAAAUGGCAAAGUUCACUGUGAAAUCAAUGAUAAUGUUCCAUUUUCAAUCAUAUCUCCAUCAAACACUGUUUUUGCCAUGCGCACAGAUCAGGAAUUAGACAGAGAGAGAGAAGCUGAGUAUAACAUCAGUGUGACUUGCUCUGAUGAGGGAGUUCCCUCACUCUCCAGCAGCACUUCUCUCCGUUUACACAUAUCAGAUGUAAAUGACAACGCGCCUGUUUUUGAGAGAAAUCAUUACGAGGCCUAUGUGGUGGAGAACAACACACCAGGUCUCUCUAUAUUCACAGUGAAGGCCAGUGACGCAGACUCCAACCAGAAUGCUCGAGUUGCUUAUAUUUUAGAAGACAGCACUGUCAAUGGAGUUCCUGUAUCAUCAUAUGUGUCCAUCAGUGCUGAUAGUGGAGUCAUUAAUGCUGUGCGCUCUUUCGACUACGAGCAGUUAAAGGACUUCCAUUUCCAUGUCAGAGCGCAGGAUGGAGGCUCCCCUCCACUCAGUAGUAACGUGACAGUGAAAAUUACAAUCCAAGAUCAGAAUGACAACGCUCCUCAGGUUCUCUACCCAGUACAGACUGGUGGCUCUGUGGUGGCUGAGAUCGUGCCUCGUUCAGCAGAUGUCGGCUAUCUGGUCACUAAAGUGGUGGCUGUUGAUGUGGACUCUGGACAGAACGCCUGGCUCUCCUACAAACUCCAGAAAGCCACAGACAGGGCGCUGUUUGAAGUGGGAGCGCAGAAUGGAGAGAUACGGACUGUGCGCCAGGUCACUGAUAAAGAUGCAGUGAAACAAAAGCUGACUGUAGUUGUGGAGGAUAACGGACAGCCAUCUCGCUCAGCUGUAGUCAACAUCAAUGUAGCUGUAGCGGACACUUUCCCUGAAGUGCUCUCAGAAUUCACCGACUUUACGCACGCCAAACAAUAUAACGAUGACCUCACCUUUUAUUUAGUUUUAGCAUUAGCUGCUGUCUCUUUCCUUUUCAUCACAACUGUAGUAGUUAUAAUAUCAGUAAAGAUCUACAGGUGGCGACAAUCACGGAUCUUCUAUCAGUCCAAUCUCCCAGUUAUUCCGUACUAUCCACCCAGUUAUGCAGACACAGGAGUUACUGGAACUCUGCCGCAUGGGUAUCAUUAUGAUGCUUGUAUGACAACUGACUCAAGGAAGAGUGACUGUAAAUAUUCUACACUUGGAGCACAAAGUGUUUUAGUGAUGGACCCCAGUUUUACAAAAACUAUGCAGCGUGCAAUGAAGGAAAAUAAUCUUCUGGAUGAGGCUGAUUCUCUAGAUUUGGUAAGGGAUUAUUUAUAG